Spea bombifrons (plains spadefoot toad) is the source of this 2128-nucleotide messenger RNA. It is a transcript of the gene LRTM1, whose product is annotated as leucine rich repeats and transmembrane domains 1. Gene Ontology annotation, biological process: axonogenesis; positive regulation of synapse assembly; regulation of presynapse assembly. Gene Ontology annotation, molecular function: protein binding. Gene Ontology annotation, cellular component: membrane. The transcript is spliced from 3 exons. The record is from RefSeq and is a predicted model, not a curated record. Lineage: Eukaryota; Metazoa; Chordata; Amphibia; Anura; Pelobatidae. Bases 380 to 1477 code for a protein of 365 amino acids.
GCGUGUAUGUGUGUGAGUGUGUGUGACCUGGAUUUCUGGCAGAUUAAACACGAGAAAGGGGUUAGCUCUGGAGGACGGGAUUUGCAAGUUACAGCUGUCUCGGGCGAGGUGACAGAUAUCCCCUCCACGGCCUGUUGAUUGAGCAGACGAGACUCUCUCUCUCUCUCUCUCCCCGGCGGGGUAUGGAAGGAGCCGUAAGGGUUGGCGCAUAAUCUUUGGAAACACAAAAAUAAGCAGUUGUGCCUGUGAUGGGUCGUUCGCAGCAGUCGAAGUUUACGCUCAGCGAGACGAAGCCUUUGUAAAGGUCAAAAACAAAGAUGGAUUGACAAGAAGUCGGGAGACGGUCAGCGCUUUUCUUUUUUGCUUUUCUUUUUUUUUAAUGUUGCAGAAAAAUUUGCAACCCGACAGACAGAGGGCAGCCAUGAGAGGUGGGGUGAUAUUCUUGUCGAGUUUCAUGUGGCUUUUACACGUGGCCCGGGGAUGCCCAGACGUCUGCAAGUGCCUGACCUCCGCGAAGACGGUGGACUGCAGCUAUCGAGGGCUUCUGGAAAUCCCGAACCACUUCCCCCCGCAAACGCAAAUACUCUACAUGCAGGGUAACCAGAUUCGGAUCAUCAACCACACGUCGUUCGCAAGUGUUCCUGGACUCAAAAUUCUAGACUUGUCCAACAACUCCGUAUCACUGGUGUCGCCCCACGCGUUCCACUUGCUGAGGUCGCUACAGAUCUUGAAUCUCUCCAAUAACUUCAUCCACUAUCUCGAGAACCAAGUGUUCAUUUCACUCCUUGACCUGAAGGAGCUGGACCUCUCGUCCAACAGAAUCUUUGGUUUGCCCGAAUCUCUAGGAAAUAAUACUCGGAACCUCACGUUCCUUGGAGUGAAACACAACCGGCUACAAAGGAUGGACAAGUCGCUCUUGGAGUCCUUUACAAAUCUGAAGGUCUUGCUCAUCAGAGACAAUCCUUGGCAGUGCAAUUGUCAUACGAUGGGUCUAAAAUUCUGGCUGGAAAACUUUUUAUAUAAAGGCGGAACGAUUGACGAGCUGAUCUGCAACAGCCCCGAGAACCGGAGAGGAAAAGACCUUCUGACGCUUCCUCUCGAUAUCUUCAAGGGUUGUCCACCUGCCUCUUCUCCGUCUCUGAUGACCAACACCCAUCACCACAGCGUUGAGCACCGAAGCAACAGCCGACACGGGUUUCACGCGGACCACGCGGAUGGCAGCAUCCUCCCGGAGUGCGAACCGAAAGCCAAAGCUCGGCCGGUCAGCCUGCGACAUGCCAUAGCCACCGUCGUCAUCACUGGAGUUGUUUGUGGAAUUGUCUGUCUAAUGAUGUUGGCUGCGGCCGUCUACGGCUGUGCUUACGCUGCAAUUAUGGCUAAAUACCACAGGGAACUUAAGGAAGUGGAGCACUUGGCCCCGGCAGGGGAACAUGGGAGCCCAGAGGAGAGAGAACCACUUGAUAGGUCCUUGGCGUGAUCUGCGUUUCGCAGUUGGUUUCUUAGAUGUUGGGGGGGGGGAAGAAUUUCGUAGGCUAGUGGAAAACGAGCAAAAACAAUAACGGCGAACUUGUAACUUUCCACCCAAAGAUAUUCACGCGAAUGUUCAAAACUUUGAUUCUGAGCUUUCGACAGUAAAAUAAUCCAUAAAAGAAGGGCUCAGAUCUUAGAUAAAGUCAGAUGAAAGUAAAUCUCAGUUAUUGGUUGAAAUUAUUUUUUUAUUGUAUUUAAUCUUGUAUUGCGAUGUACUUGUGGUGUAUUUCAGUUCUAAUUAUUUAAAUUAAAAUGACCCCUUUGGAACCAGCCGAGAUCCCGGACCCCUAUUUCUCUAUAGGAUUGAGGGCCGACAGGGACCUUCACGCUGCGUAUUUUGUGUGAUUAUGUUUUCUAGAGAAAUCUUAAAGCUCUGGAGCAUGAAUGGGUCGGACGCGUCGAUGUCGUACUAGAACUUGGAUCCAAAAAAUGACUUGAAUGCACCAGAAACGAUAAAAUAACCCUCUUGAAAAUAAGAUUAAAAUUCUGUACCCAAAAUAAAAAAAAAGAGCAUUGUUAUUGUAGCAGUUGGGAUGUUACUGAGCCGCGCGGCCGUCAUUAAGAGGAUUAAAUCAGAAAAGGUCAUAAAUACCGGAGG